UGCCCCAGGGAGAGAUGGGUGGCGCGCGCGGGACACAGCGGGAGGAGGUGCUGCCCGGGCGGGGCUCGUGGCCUGCGCCAGCGCGGGCCGUGGGCUCGUACCCUCCGAGCGGGACUCGCUCACGGCGGCAGGGAACGUUGCACGGGGCUGUGUGGUGGCGGUUCCCCGGCAGAGCCGUGCCACUGGGCCUUGGGCCUCCCCUCUCCUGCCUAGCGCCGGCUCGUAGUUCCAGCUGCUGUGAAAGUCAAAGCUUGGAGUCAGGAAAGCUUCCCAUCUGCACACCUGACUGUACUCUGAUGCGUAGCUUUUCUCUGCUAAAGGUUGAUACGAGCCGAAUUGUUCAUAUCCAUUCUGUGAUCAUCCUGCGCCGCUCCGAUAAGAGAAAAGACCGUGUGGAAAUUUCGCCAGAGCAGCUUUCAGCUGCUUCUACUGAAGCAGAGAGGUUGGCUGAAAUGACAGGACGUCCCAUGAGAGUUGUGGGCUGGUAUCACUCUCAUCCUCAUAUUACUGUCUGGCCAUCACAUGUUGACGUCCGCACACAAGCUAUGUAUCAGAUGAUGGACCAAGGUUUUGUAGGGCUUAUCUUUUCCUGCUUCAUUGAGGACAAAAACACAAAGACAGGCAGGAUUCUCUACACCUGUUUCCAGUCCAUUCAGGCCCAGAAGAGCUCAGAAUAUGAAAGGAUUGAAAUUCCUAUUCAUGUUGUCCCCCACGAAACCAUUGGGAAAGUGUGUCUGGAAUCAGCUGUAGAGCUGCCCAAGAUCCUUUGCCAAGAAGAGCAAGAUGCCUACAGGAGAAUUCACAGCCUCACCCAUCUAGACUCUGUAACCAAGAUUCAUAAUGGCUCAGUGUUCACAAAGAACCUCUGCAGCCAGAUGUCUGCCAUCAGUGGGCCACUCCUUCAGUGGCUGGAGGACAGACUAGAGCAGAACAAACAACGGGUGCAGGAGCUGCAGCAGGAGAAAGAACAGCUCCUGGAGGAACUAGCUGCUUUAGAGUGAAGGAGGAAAUGCAGACCCUUCAGAAGAGAGACAUGAAAAAAAAAGUCUACAAGAUCUACUCCUGGCUGAAGGGUGGCCCUACAUUGCCUUACAGUGAAGAUACUAGCUGUGCCUCUUCUCUUGCCUCGUGCAGCAAAGAGCACUUCUACAGGAUAAGGGCCUUAUCUGCCCCAGCUUGAUGGAAAGCAGUGGUAUCUCUCCAGGUGCUGCAUGUUGCAGUGUGAUUCUAGUUCAGUGGUAGGGUUGGGCAGCACCUGAAGAGACUUCAGUUCUGGAGGGCACAUACCUAGGGAACAUGUUGUUUCUCCCUUCCCUAUAUUUUGACAGAAGUCUUAUUGCUUUACCUGUAUUCCAGGAGUCUAGAACAGGAGGGUUAGAGGGCAAAAGUGUGUCCCUGCAGUCAUGUCUGAUGCUGCCAACUUUGCCUUCUUUUAGUAGCUUCACUUGACUGUGAUCUUGUAUCUAGUAAUGUUCUGGAUUACUGGUUAUCCACCCAGGAAGGUAAGAGGUGGGAGAGAAGCUUGGGAAGAGACCUGGAAGAACUUUGUCAUUGGAUCUGUGUUCAGCAUACUUUAAACCAAAUAAAGAAUUCCAAAGCCA
Molecule: messenger RNA, 1601 nt
Organism: Aquila chrysaetos chrysaetos
Lineage: Eukaryota; Metazoa; Chordata; Aves; Accipitriformes; Accipitridae
Gene: BRCC3
Product: BRCA1/BRCA2-containing complex subunit 3
Exons: 8
Coding region: 15-1001 (328 amino acids)
Biological process (GO): double-strand break repair
Cellular component (GO): BRCA1-A complex; BRISC complex
Molecular function (GO): metallopeptidase activity; cysteine-type deubiquitinase activity; polyubiquitin modification-dependent protein binding
Source: RefSeq, a predicted model, not a curated record